AUGGAUAAUAACAUGUUGUAUACCAUGUUUCUGAGAAAAGAGUGCACGAAAGAAGAAGAGAAGCGCACCAGUCACAUGGAGACGAAGGUUGAGGCGACUUUUAAUCAGCUGCAAGGCAUAUUGGAUGAGAAAGGCUUCGGCUCCUGGAAGGAGAACGACGCCAAUCUUCUGCUCUCGCUCCUGGAUGGAUACUACACGCAUCAGCGCCGACUCCAGACAAAGCAGACGAGGAAUCCCAACGGUGAGGCGGGAACAAGCGAGACGGUGCACGUAGACGAUGAAACCGUGAUAACGGAGGCGGACAGGUCGCUCACAAAGUUGCGCCAUUUUUUGCAGCAGCGUGUCCCGUAUGGCUUGAUUGCCGGACCGAACGUUCCACCUGUUUCCGUGCCCACUGUUCUUCAAAAAUGUGGUGCUGCGCCAAUGCCAGAGAAGAGGGAAAUGGAGACGCCCAGCUUCUCGGUGGAUGCCUUUAUUUACCUUGAGGAGGACGUUGAGGAGCUGGUGCAGCGUGGCUGCAUCGCGCGGGAAUACUGUCGAGGGUGUGGGUCGCUCGACAUUGGCCUCUGUGACUUUAUUACCCAUUCCUUUUCACAGGAACAAUUAGUGUAUCUUUCUUGUUUUCUGCUCCCUGCCCUCAGUGACAGCGCGUAUUUUGUCACUUCCGACUUGUGUCUGCGCCGACGUGAUACAGAGGUCCAUUCGGCAGCAGCCCCUUUUAGCUGUCACCACGUGGUGGAUGUGGGUUCGCGCCUUGGAGUAGUGCUGCUUUCAUGCUAUUUUGCCGCACAACAGAAACGCCUAGCAAACACACUACUAGUGACUGGCGUGGAGCUAGAUGAUGAAAUGGUCAACCUGCAGCGCGACGUCAUUAAGCGCUUUGCGACCAAACCAACGCAUCUUCGGCUGGACGUUGUUCACAGCAGCUGUUUUGAGGGGAUGGGGGCGGAGGCCCUUUGCGGGGCCGAUGUGAUUAUACUCCAUAACGUGUUUGAGUAUUUUACUGCGUCGCCGUUAGAACACCUCAAGUGUUGGCAGCGUCUUCGCAAAAUUGUGACGCGCCGCGGACAGCUGCUCGUAUGCUGCCCAAGCUUGGAGGAAACUUUUUCCGCCUUCACAGAAGCAGAAGUGCACGGCGCCAUGAACGGCGACGGAACUGCCACUGAAUCUGCUCUUCAACGCAGGGAGAAUGAUUUUGCGCGCAAACGACCGCGUGAGGGGAAGCAGGACGGCUGUGAUGUUGACCGUUGGUAUCAGUCCUGGGUGGAGGAGAUUGACGUGGCGGAGGUACGGGAUGCAUUCCUCACCCUCUACCGCGGGAACGACUCUUGCCAUGCCGAAGGUCAUUCCUCGUGUGAUGGUGAGGCGGACGGGGAGCUCACGGAGAGACUCCGCAGUGUAAGAGUAUAUAAGGUGAAGGAAUGA
Molecule: messenger RNA, 1425 nt
Organism: Trypanosoma rangeli
Lineage: Eukaryota; Euglenozoa; Kinetoplastea; Trypanosomatida; Trypanosomatidae
Exons: 1
Coding region: 1-1425 (474 amino acids)
Molecular function (GO): methyltransferase activity
Source: RefSeq, a predicted model, not a curated record